This is a messenger RNA of Stegostoma tigrinum, 2145 nucleotides long. It is a transcript of the gene mppe1, whose product is annotated as metallophosphoesterase 1. Gene Ontology annotation, biological process: endoplasmic reticulum to Golgi vesicle-mediated transport; GPI anchor biosynthetic process. The transcript is spliced from 9 exons. The record is from RefSeq and is a predicted model, not a curated record. The coding region runs from base 556 to 1764 and encodes 402 amino acids. Gene Ontology annotation, cellular component: endoplasmic reticulum-Golgi intermediate compartment. NCBI's taxonomy places the organism in Eukaryota, Metazoa, Chordata, Chondrichthyes, Orectolobiformes, Stegostomatidae. Gene Ontology annotation, molecular function: phosphoric diester hydrolase activity.
ACAGUAACGGAGCGGUGAACAGUCUGCCCGGAUUGGAGUACACGUGGUGACGGGGGUGGGGGUGAGAACGGUUAGUCCUUCGUCUGAAAACGUGUGCAGAUCCAUUUUCAGACUGGAACCCUUGCAUUUAGACAAAUAAACGAGACAUAGAGGAAUGCAAUUCCGUUGUUUCAUCAGUCAAUUCCUAAACGUCAAAUGAAUGAAAAGAGAUGCCUUAAAAACGCUUGUGAUUGCGAUGUUUAACGACGCGAACCUCUUGGAAUAUAUUGUGGUUUCUUCCGUUUUGUAAACCCAAUGUGUACGGAUCACUCCAGAUCUCUUUAAUCCAUUUCGUUUUGCUUUGCAUUUUAGCAAAGUUGCUGCUUUGAUUCUUAUCCCAUUGCAAGGGAUUGCUUUAUUUUGCUGUAAUCCGUGUGAUGAAUUCGAAGCGCGAGGUUUUUUUAAUUAGAUCGUGUCUAGGGCAGAGAGGGGUAGUGGCGGGGUUGAAAGAAGACAGUAACAGUACGGUACCAGCGAGGGCGUUGUGUGUUCUGUUAGAGUGGAGUUGGUCACGGAAUGAUGUUCGGGCUGUGUAUCCAUCCCGUAUGGACUCGGACAUUGGUCAGGAGGUGGCUCCAUCAGGAGAUGCUGUUAUGGCUAUUCCUCAAGCUGCUGGCCCUGGGGACCGUAGUGGCGUUGUUCUGUGAGCUGGGCAUUUACUAUGCGGUGAUCCUCAGAUGUGACUGGCCUCCCCUUAAAGCACAAGCAGAACCGCAAGGAUCCUCCGAACCAGUGCUGAAGGCUUUGUUCCUGGCUGAUACACAUCUCCUGGGAGCUCUGAGAGGACACUGGCUCGACAAACUGAGAAGGGAAUGGCAAAUGGAGCGUGCUUUUCAGACUGCCUCGUGGCUUUUUGAACCAGAUGUUGUGUUCGUUCUUGGUGACCUGUUUGAUGAGGGGAAAUGGAGCUCACCAGAGGACUUCAAAGAUGAUGUGAAGCGUUUUCAGAUGAUGUUCAGGCACUCGUCCAGCACAGACUUGUUUGUGGUUGUAGGGAAUCAUGAUGUUGGCUUCCAUCAUGAAAUGGACUGGUAUAAACUGCAGAGGUUUGAGGGAGUGUUUAACUUCACUUCUGCAAAAGUGGUGACUAGGAAAGGAGUAAACUUUGUUCUGGUGAAUAGCAUUGCUUUGCAAGGAGAUGGGUGUUCCAUCUGCACAAAAGUAGAAAAUGAUCUUCAGCAACUGUCUUUGGCGUUAAACUGCUCCCAACAGCUGGAUCCAAGCCAUCCCAAUGAGAAAUGUAAAGAAAAGGAGAUAUUCCCACCAUCUGCUCCCAUCUUACUCCAGCAUUAUCCUCUCUAUCGUGUCAGCGAUGAGGAGUGCACAGGCGAAGACUCUGCGUCUCCUGAGGAGAAACGGUUGCUGUUCCAGGAAAAGUAUGACACCCUCUCUCUUGAAGCUACCAAAAAGCUGCUUUGGUGGUUCCGUCCUCGGCUGAUCCUUAGUGGCCACACUCACAGUGGCUGCAUGGUGCUACACGAUGGACAGCUGCCAGAGAUCAGUGUACCGUCCUUUAAUUGGAGGAACCGCAACAAUCCCAGCUUCCUUCUGGCCAGUAUAACUGCGACAGACUUCACACUCGCCAAGUGUUUUAUGCCACGUGAAAGUACGGUCAUUACUGUUUAUCUUGCUGCAGGUGUCAUGGCUAUCAAUCUUCUGUUGUUUCACUUCCAUUUCUGGCAGUGGCUGAUGCACUAUUUAAUCAACAAGCACAAAUCUACUUGAUAAAAGAGAACUGGCCUAAAUUGCAGCUAUUUUUAGAUUUGGAGGUCUGCAGAUCUCCGGAUUCUUGGAUAUUCUUAGCAUUUUGAGAAAAGCAACUAUUUUUGAACAUUUUUGGAUAUAAAUUGAAAUUCUUUUGAAGGUAACAGGUUAUACUAUACAUCUUAAUGAUGAGAAAUGAGUGACUAUUCCUGGUUAAAUAAAUUGCAUUAAAAGUGUCCAUAACAAGGUAAUGAGAACGCUGGUUCUACCUUGGCAGAUCUACCUUGAGUAGCUCGCUUUGCAAAGGAAAGGGCUUUCCCACUGAACUCAUUCCAUGAUCCAGUGUAGAGCAGGAACCUGGAUGUGAGUUUGCUCGCUGAGCUGGAAGGUUAGUUUUCAGAC